GGAUGACUGAAAAGCCGUUGGAAAUUGAAUCGUUUCGACCAACGGAUUUUCUUUCUCUUUGAAUGAAUAGUUUAUAGAAACUUUAGUGUUUUCCUUUAAGUUACAACAAAUUAAUAGUUAUUAAACACGCUCUUUGCCAAACCAUGAGCGAUUCACAGUUUAAAACACCAUUGUCCCAUCAUACGAAACAAUCCAAUGAUGCUGGAUACACACCAAGGCCAAUGAUUGAGAAAUCAGACAGCGAAGAAAGUACAAAUUCAGAAGGUUCUUAUGGUUCUACCAAUGAUUUGACUGUAAUUGCCCUGUUCGAUGACCUUAUCCGCCUGUUUCGUUACAAACGUGACAAAAAAACUGAGGAAUCAUUCUUAAAUUUUGCUGAAGAAUCCAAACUAAUGUUUGAUAAAUAUUUGGAAGCAGUGCAAGAAUGUCAGAGAUUGCGCCUUAUGUUAGAUAUAAAAGUGCAAGAUGGCAUUGAAACUGAACGCAGAGUGAACACUGCUAGGCAUUUUUUGGACGAGGAAAAGAAGAAAACUCAGAGAGUGCUCAGAGAAAAGGAGGAAUUGGAAGAACAAUUGGAUCAAGUUAGGGAGCUUCUUUUUAAAGAUAACAGAGUAAAAAUUGGCGAUGAUGCUAAGGCAAAACUAUCUUUUCUUAAUAAUAAAGCUGAUAAUAAGCAUGGCUAUAAUAACAACAAUUUAAGUUGUAUUCAGGAAAUAAAUUCAACAGGUUCAAUGUUGUCAGACUAUAGUGUAUCCCGCUCUGAAGAUGAUUUGGAUUUAUCUCGACAUGGCAAUCCAAAAUGGAAAAAACAUAGGGCUAGUACUGGAGGGGAUCCACCUCCAAAAAAACGCAGAUCAUCCACCAAUAAAGUUAUCGAGAUUGGUUUGACCGAUACAGUAAGAGCAACCACUACAGUUACAGUAAAUAAAAAAGGCCCCAUCACAGCCACCUCUAUAAUCGAAUCUAUACCAAAAUCUGAUAAUGGUUUCGUAUCAGAUGAGGCAAGACCAUCAACUGAUGAUGGUAUUGGAUCUACAGCUCCAAGUGGCCCGCCACCCAAUUUAGUAUUCGAAUCAUGGGCCAAAAAUGGUACUCCAGGGAAAAAUAUGCGUAACAGUAACAAACCAGAAUACAGACAGCAUAAUUUCCAACCAAGAAACGUUGUUCUUCCUGAUUCAUGUGUGUGUUGCGAGAAAAGAAUCAGAUUUGGGAAGAGCUCGCUUAAAUGUAAAGAAUGCCGUUCAAUUUGUCAUUAUGAGUGUAAGGAUUUGUUGCCUCUGCCAUGUGUUCCAGUAGGCAAUACACCAAAUCAUAAAAAUAUAUUGGGUGUAAUUAGUGACUAUACCCCUACCAUUCCACCAAUGGUACCAGCCUUAAUCGUACACUGCACCAAUGAAAUUGAGCUUAGAGGUCUCAAUGAAUUAGGCCUGUAUAGAAUUUCUGCUUCAGAAAAAGAUGUAAAAAGUCUGAAGGAAAAGUUCCUGAAAGGUCGCGGUUCUCCAACCAUAUCUCAAAUUGACAUUCACGUUCUAUGCGGUUGCGUCAAAGACUUUUUGCGCAAUCUCACCGAACCGGUAGUGACCUAUGCAUUGUGGCACGAUUUCGCGCGAGCUGUGGACACCAGAGAUACUCAGGAUACUGUUCCAGCCCUGUAUCAUUGCAUUUCACAGCUAGCCCAACCUAAUAGGGAUACUUUGGCUUAUAUGAUAAUGCAUUUGCAAAAGAUUUCUGAGGCUCCAGAAUGUAAAAUGCCUAUUGAAAAUUUGGCUAAAGUUUUCGGACCUACUUUGGUAGGAUUUUCCUCAGAUAAUCCGAGUAGGGAUUGUUUGUUGACUGAAACCAGGCUACAAAUACAGAUAGUGGAUCAACUUAUAAGAUUACCAUCAGAUUAUUGGUCAACUUUCAUAAACAUGCCUCAGCAGCCUACUAUUGGCCGUUUGCAGCAAACUCCGAGUACUGAUUCGUUAUUGAGACCGACUGGACGAUUUUUUACUCCAAAAUCCAAGAAAAGGUUUGCCACUCCUCCAGCUUACAAAAACGCAUUUUAAGCCUGGCUUUCGAGGUUUUUUUAUAUAUAUUUUUAUGAUUUACCCCCUAGAAACGUAUUAUUUAGAGUAUUAUUAUUUUGCCAACGUUUUUGAAACGCUUUUAUGAUCCAAUAAUUAUAUGAUACACCUAUAUUAAAUGUAUUGUGAAUUAUUAGGGAAAAAUAAAGUUUUUAUAUUUUUAUAGUGCAGUUUUUGAAUUUUUAUUUCUGAUCGCAACAGUCAUUCAUGAAGUUGAAAAUUUAAUCAAGCAGUUACAAAUUAUACGCAUUGGAAUUUACAAUUUACUUCAUUUUACUGUAUUUAGAUACAGCUCCUUGAUAAAUCUCGCCCCUCUUUCAGCUACCAUGAUAAUAGAAGCUUGCGGGUUAGCUGACGGUAGAGUUGGAAAAACCGACGCAUCCAUUAUUCUGAUAUUUUCAAUACCAUGCAGUUGUAAUUUUUGAUUCACACACGCCUCUGGGUUAGUUGCGUUGCCCAUUUUACAAGAGCUGCCUUGAUGGUUUUCGUGACGGGUAUUAUAUUUUAUUGCGCAAGUCCAGUA
Messenger RNA from Ceutorhynchus assimilis (cabbage seed weevil), 2589 nucleotides. The record is from the annotation of a GenBank genome assembly. NCBI's taxonomy places the organism in Eukaryota, Metazoa, Arthropoda, Insecta, Coleoptera, Curculionidae.